CAACAUUGCUGCAAAUAAUAUCUACUCCUGCUCGUCACAGUCAGUGCUAGAGAUUGGAGAACCUCAGCGCUUAUCCUACUAGCACUAGCCAGAUCGAUCGAGUUGAGUUACGAGUUAGCAACAAGCAAUCAAGCAUGGCAACCAUAUCUGGGAUGAGCAGCAGCAACAGAGUGUUGGGCAAGGCAUUAGAGUCGCAAAACGGGCAAGCCUUUCAGCCGCCAUGCCGCCUAAACAACCCCCUUUGGGUUUGGAAGAGGUCCAAAGGAUUCCGCCCGGUGGCUGCCGCACCUGAUAGCCUCUCAGAGAAAGUAGCGGAGAGCGUGAAAAAUGCAGAGCAAACAUGCGCCGACGACCCAGUUAGCGGAGAGUGCGUGGCAGCUUGGGAUGAGGUGGAGGAGCUCAGCGCUGCUGCAAGCCACGCCAGGGACAGGCAAAAGGCUAACUCAGAUCCUUUGGAGAAUUACUGCAAGGAUAACCCCGAGACCGACGAGUGCCGCACCUACGAUAAUUAAAUUACAUCUUUCAUCUGUUGCGUUGCGUUGCGCUUGCUGGCUGGAUAGAUAUACCCUUCCUUAUUAUGAACUACUACUACUUGAUCUAUCCUUGAAUAACUUUUACUCUGUAUGGUAUGAUUUCUCAUUUUUUCUUCGAUUUGUGGCUUCUCAUCAUUAUUACUCCAAAUACUUGGAACUUCUCUAUGGCUAUUUAGUAUUUUGUUACCAUUAAAGAAAAAACCAUAC
Messenger RNA from Ipomoea nil (Japanese morning glory), 740 nucleotides. RefSeq names its product calvin cycle protein CP12-1, chloroplastic. Bases 135 to 512 code for a protein of 125 amino acids. NCBI's taxonomy places the organism in Eukaryota, Viridiplantae, Streptophyta, Magnoliopsida, Solanales, Convolvulaceae. Gene Ontology annotation, cellular component: chloroplast. The transcript has a single exon. Gene Ontology annotation, biological process: negative regulation of reductive pentose-phosphate cycle. The record is from RefSeq and is a predicted model, not a curated record.